AUGUCGGUUCAGAGGACACCUCCGACUACAACCCCGAGGGAAAAUAAUCUGCAGCAGCAGUCUGAUGUGGGCGCUGGUAUGGGGCCUCAGGCUGAAGCCUUGAUGGAUACACAGUAUGAACAUACCCCCUCCAGCUAUGUUUUAAUUCGAAAUAAUAGAAGACCAAGAGAGGAUGAAUUUUCACCUUCCCAGUUUCUUGAUUUCAAACAGGAGAUGACUAGACUCAUAACGUCAUUUAUUACUGAGCAAAAAAACUCACAUAUGGAAAUCACGAAUACACUUAAGACCCUCCAACAAACUACUUCAAACAUUGAACAGUGUGUGUCUCUCUUAACUCUGCAAAAUGAGGAAUUCCAAAAGAAAAUUGAUAAACUGGAAACUCAAAGCGAGGCACAGGUGCACCAACUUCUUCAACAAAAGUGA
This is a messenger RNA of Parnassius mnemosyne (clouded apollo), 423 nucleotides long. Lineage: Eukaryota; Metazoa; Arthropoda; Insecta; Lepidoptera; Papilionidae. The record is from the annotation of a GenBank genome assembly.